Messenger RNA from Scomber japonicus (chub mackerel), 1427 nucleotides. It is a transcript of the gene enkd1, whose product is annotated as enkurin domain containing 1. The transcript is spliced from 8 exons. Gene Ontology annotation, cellular component: cytoplasmic microtubule. The record is from RefSeq and is a predicted model, not a curated record. NCBI's taxonomy places the organism in Eukaryota, Metazoa, Chordata, Actinopteri, Scombriformes, Scombridae. The coding region runs from base 203 to 1282 and encodes 359 amino acids.
AUCAGUGAAAGGAAUUGGAUGAAUUUUCUGUCGCAGACUCUAUUUGGGGAAGUUUUUUCUUCUAUCUGAUCUAGGUCUGUGCGCGGCAGGGGCUCCGUUGCCAUGGUGACGGAUAUUAAAACAAGCGGCGUUGAUCCGAGCGUCAUCAGUGUGCGUGGACCAAAUCCCCAAACUGAUAAACAGGACGAUAUUAAAGCUUCUGAUGUGUGAAGGGCCUUCAUCAAUAUCUGGGCCAAUCCCCCCGGAUCCCUCUCUGUUUCCUCAGUACUACAGACGACCUGCUUCAGCUCGUGGUCGUUUAGAGGGAAACAAGGACGAGACUUUGGCCCUGCUCUCACGGCCACAAGCUUCAGAUGCUGUGUUGCACACUGGCUGCUACAGCGCUCGUACCCCAGCACAUCCUCCACGCAUUGGUCCCAACGCACUCCAUAUUCUGGAGCGAGGACAGAGAGGGGUCGUUGGGGAACUACUCAAACUAGAUGGGGUCUCUAUCACACCAGCUCCCAGACAGAAACAGCGAGUACAUGACUUCGGUAAAGAGAAUGUGCGUCGGCUGCGGGAAAUCCAGAAACGCUGCAAAGAGCUGGAGGCUGAACGAGCACAGUCCCGACCUGUUCCAGUCAAAGCCCUUUGGACCUCCUCCAAAUACGAGAAUGUCCCAUCCAGAGUCAUGGCCCAGCUACAGGUCUCUGGCCCAACUGUUAAACCACAGUGUCAAAACUUCCUGAGGGGUCACUCCAGCAGUGCAUCUACUCCUAUACCAAGACCAGCCUCAAAACCCUCUCCUGUGGAUAUGCAACGCCGUGACUCUUGCACCUCUACACAGGAACAGGACUUGCAGUUACAGAUUAAAGGCCAGACAAUAGACUUCAUAAAAUAUAACGCACGAGCUGCAAGAAAGACUGCGCUGCAUCGGUCCCAGUCCCUUACAAACCUCCAAGAUAAGCCAGUGCCCAGUGCUGUCAAAGGACAAGUGCCACAGUAUCUUAAGGAAAGGAAGGAGCAGUGGCGUAAAGAGGAGGAGGAGAGGAAGAAGAAUGCACCUGAUCCCGCCACUCCAGCCGGUCACACCCUGAUGCCCGAGAGUGAAAGACUGGAAACACUGCAGACCCUCAAAGACACCCACCGCUCCCUGGUGACAGAGCUGCUGUCGCUCCCACUCAAAGCCGACAAUCUGAGUUUUCGCUCACGGCGGGCUCAUCUUGAUUGUAGGCUUUCAGAAAUCGAGGAGGCCAUUAAAAUAUUUUCCAGGGACAAAGUAUAUAUAAAAAUGAAUUCCUAACACACAAGAAAGAAGAUUAGGAGAUGGUCCCUUAACGCCAUCUGCUGAUGGGAUUUCUUUCAUUUUGUCAUUACAUUUUUUCACAUAACACUGAACCUUGUAACACAGCUUAUUACGCAAGAAUUGUGAGUAGAGCUGCGAUGAU